UGUUACUUAAUUUAUACAUUAUGGACUUUGAUAUCAUCAAUUUUCUACUUUUCUUCAGUCGGUUACUUCUCAAUUCUCAACAAUAUGAAAAUCUUGCCAAUAGGAAAUCUGUGACAGUCAGUAGUAGGUACAAUGAUGGACAUUUUUCACCAAGUAACGCUGUGGAUGGAGACAGGAGUACAUAUCCGCUGGAUUGUUCACUUACAGCUUCCGGUCAGAAGGAGGCGUGGUUAUCGGUUGAUCUCGGGAAGAAGAAAAAUAUAGCAUCGAUAUCAAUCUUACAUGGGAGGUUAGGUCUCAAUGCAUCCUCAAUGAGAUCAUCUGACUCUGGUCUCUUUGCUGAUUCCAAUGGAGACGGGGCAGUGUUUGUUGCUAAUCCAUUAAGAAGGAUUUGUUCGAGUAGUUUUGAUGAAAAAGAUGCCCAGGUUGUUUGCUUGGCUUGGGGAUUUCUACCAGAUAAUCCAUCUAAUAGCAUAGCUAGAGUUUCCGCAGCGGAUCCAUUACCAUUUUAUAACCUCUUGAACUGUGUAGGCAAUGAAGUUAACAUAAAUCUAUGUCCAAAGGGAUCAUCUAGCUGUCCAUCAGGAUUAGCUGCAGCUGUAAAAUGUCAAAAUGGUAACACACUCUCUGGAUUUUCUGUGUAUGUAUCUGAUACAGAAGACUGGAGGUCAGGAACUCUGUGUUAUCAUCAUGACAUACAACAACAACCACACAAUAACUUCACAUUAGACUGUGUCACUUCCGGUCGCUACGUCACUGUUUACAAUAGAAGAAAUAUAACAUCAUUUCCUAAUGUAUCCGAAUUUUCGUAUAUAAAUAUAUGUGAAGUCGAGGUAAAAGGAUGUGACUUUGGCUUUUACGGAGAAAACUGCACGAGAUGUUCUGAGAACUGUUUGAAUAACACAUGUCACUUUCAAAUUGGAGAAUGUUUUGAGUGUAACGAUGGAUACACUGGACGGUAUUGUGAAACAGAGUGCCAAGCUGGUAAAUAUGGACAAGGAUGUUCUGUCUCAUGUGGACAGUGUAUCAGUAAUAAACAGUGUAACCACGUGAAUGGAUCCUGCCCUGGAGAUUGUUCUCCUGGAUGGAGGGGAGAUAAAUGUGAUCAAAAAUGUCAGUAUGGAUACUUUGGUCAGAACUGUAAUACUUCUUGCUACAUUCCAAAUUGUAAAAACAGUACCUCAUGUGACGCUAUAACAGGGGAGUGUUUGGAUGGCUGUGUUAAGGGUUGGGCUGGGAGGACAUGUAAUGAAUGUGACCAAGGUUUCUAUGGACAAGAAUGUAAUAUGACAUGUAGUGAAUUCUGCAGGGUUGGACUCUGUUAUCCCACUUCCGGUCGAUGUGAUGGUUGUGUUGCUGGUAGAUCAGGGGAUUUCUGUGAAACUGAAGUGGUAGUGAAUAAUGCUGGUGCAGUUGUAUCUGAGGAAGCGCCUUUCCUGAUGAUUGGUGUGGCGGUCGGGGCCCUGGUCCUGAUAUUAUUAGUACUCUUUAUCAUCUGCCUGAUUGUAAGACGGAAAAGAAGACUCGACACGAAGACAGAAGAUGCUAUUGGACUACAGGCACAGAUCACCCCGACAUCAGAAAGAAAAGUUAAUUAUUACUUAGAUCAAAUUGACCAGGAUGGAAAAGGGGAUCAGGCAAACGUUUAUUACAAUGUAAGUUACGUCGUAAACUCAGAGCAGCAAGAAGAAUCGGAGCAAGAAGAAACCGAAAGCGAGAUAGAAACAGGAGAUGACCUACAAGAAAUCGAGCUGAUAAGUGAAAAUUUAGGGGACAUUCCCGUGAAAGAGCUGCACGAUUACAUAUUAAGGAAGCAUGAAAAUACAGACGAAGGCUUUAAGGCUGAAUUUAAAGCUUUACCAGAGGGAGAUAUAAACCGUUGCAGUGUGGGAACAUUGGAGAAAAAUAUUUUGAAAAAUAGAUUUAAAAACACACUACCUUACGAUCACUCAAGGGUAAUUUUAACGGAUCCCUAUGGCGAAGAUUACAUCAACGCUAACUUCAUUCCUAGUAUGCUCAGAGAGAAAGAAUACAUAGCAUGUCAAGGUCCAAAAGCAACUACAGUUAAGGAUCUAUGGCGUAUGAUCUGGCAUGAGAAGGUGACCACCGUUGUAAUGCUUACCGGCAUCAUUGAGGGACAAAAGAGAAAAUGUGAGCAGUAUUGGCCAAACCAAGGAAGAACAAUCAUCUAUGGCAAAUUAGCUGUUACCAACAAGCACGAGACGGUGUAUGCAUGUUAUACAGUGAGAAAUCUAGAAGUUCGGAAUACUCAGGACAAAAAUGAUGUACCUCGAACUAUGACCCACUUUCACUUUACUGGUUGGCCAGAUCAUGGCGUUCCGUCGACGUCACAGCUACUUUCAUUUUACUUCAAAGUAAGAGAGCAGAUGUCAAGUGCGAAACAGAAAAGACCUAUUAUAGUCCACUGCAGUGCCGGCGUCGGGAGAACGGGCACAUUUAUUGCUAUAGAUGCCCUGGUACAGUAUGGGUUGAAGACCGGAAGUGUAAACGUCACUAAAUACGUCAGCAUUAUGAGAAAAGAGAGAAUGCAUAUGAUCCAAACAUCGGGCCAAUACAUCACUGUUUACAAGUGUUUAGAUGAAUAUUUCAACUUUCCACGCCACGUGGUCUCACGUGACAAGUUGACCAAUCACACUGCAGAUAAAGAUGGACUGCACAAGGAAUAUACAGAGUUCGCCAAUUACAUCAGACAACAAAGGCAGUAUGAAGCUAUGACCGCUGUAGAGGAAGCAGAGACAAAGACUAACCAACCAUUGGUUGUAGGAGAAUAUCCUUCUAUGUGGCUGGAAGAUGGAAUAAUGGUGUGUCGCUAUCCAAAGGCGAAAGAGGUCUCAGAGUUAAUGGCGAUAAUAAUGGAUUGUUCACCAUCUGUUAUUAUGACCUUAGAUUCUCUUGAUGAGCAGCUCACAACAAAGCAGUGGAUUCCAGAGGACCAUGAUUUGGUCAUCGGUAGAUAUGUUGUAAAGAAGACGAAGAGUAGAGUGGUCAGCCUAUGUAGAAGAAUAUCUACAACAAGGAUUACUAUUCAGCAUGGGGAUGAUGAAGAAAUUGAUGUCAGAACUGUACAGGCUAUGCCUUCAGACGAUUCCGUGUAUUCCAACACCACACAGCUUUCUGACAUCAUUGAUGCCGUAACAAGCAUGACACUGGAAAGAGAAAAGCCGAUUAUCAUAAUGCACAAAGAUAACAACACCGAGGUUCUGAUGGCAGCAAUCGUGUUAAAUUCCCUGCAUCAACUGAUGUAUGAAGGGGAGACAGACAUGUGUUUCAUGGCCAGAUAUCUGCAGGCGAACCAGCUUUCUGCUAUCCUUAGUUAUGAACAAUUUGAGGAGUGUUACAAACUUCUGUUCGUUUCAGAUUUUCAACAAAAGAGAUCAUAGUGGAGAAAACCGAAAGACAAGAAGAUCUUUACGCAAACUGAAAAGAUUGAAUGUUUUGCUGCACAGUUUGCCAAAUUAACAGGACCCAUUUGCAUCUUAAGUUUAUGUAUUAAAUAACGUAUAUUUUUGUUUUAUGUUGCUCUAGCAAUUGACAACUUCAGCCUUUAAAAUGAAAAUUAAUAUUAACAUUAAAACUACAAAAAUAAUAUUUACAUUUAAACUACAAAAGGUCAAGAUAUAGUACAUAAUAGAUGCCUAGUGAUUUAUCAAAUAGGAGAAAACAGUUUUUUUUUUCAAUAACACUUUGCAAAUAUGACUUGGUAAAAUAAAGUGUUUCCGGACAUUAUGUUUGGAUAUAUUAUUACUGGAAAAUAUGUUUUAAACAGUAAUUUUCAAUGAAAAACAAAGUCAGAUAUAAAUUUUAAUGUCUUUGUUUUCAAUCUCAGUCAAUAAAAAUAUAGCAAUAUAUUGCAGUUUCUCGGAAAACGGUUUUCUAUUUUUUCUAUAUAUGAUUUAUAUUUGAAUAUAAUGAAAAUGCAUCAUUCCUACAAAGUUUCUACACGGAUGUAAAGUACCAAAAAAUAAGCUUAAAUCAAUGCUAAAGUCAUAAAGGAUCUAGCAUUAAAAAGACUCAUUAACUAGAUCUUGACCUUGGGAAAAGGGCACGAAGUCUUGUUUGGGGUUGCACUUCAUCAGAGAACGUACUUUCUUCUCUUUGAAAUAUUCACGAUGGAAUUUUUCUAGCGUUCAAUCUUGUUCCGCAUAUCCAUCAAUGUCUUUUUACUGUAGAAUUAUUUUUCUUAUAAUAACCUUUCGAAUAAAUGUGCAAUAGUUACAUUAUCUAAUGUUAUAUAUUAAUAGGACUUAACAUUGAGUGGAAGUUUACAAGAAACUGUUGACUUCGAAAGUUUUAUAAUGGAAAUAAUUGUCGUCUUAAUAUAGAUAAGCUUAUGAUUUUGAUAUGUAUCAUGUAUUAUGGUGCUCGAUUAGUUUAUUUAACUACAGGAAAUUUGUAUUUUUUUAAUAAGUUGGGUAAUGAUACAUUGAUUACUCAAUGAUUAUUGUAUCCUAUGCUAUAUUAUGUGGGUGGUUUUGUCAACAUUUUUAACCAUUUAUAAGGAUAACGGUGUCAUAUUCAUUAUCAUAUCGAAUAUUUAACUUUUUUUAAAUAAAACAUAUAACUCGAAAUGUUUUUUUUUUUA
Saccostrea cuccullata (small rock oyster) is the source of this 4603-nucleotide messenger RNA. Its product is annotated as receptor-type tyrosine-protein phosphatase alpha-like. Lineage: Eukaryota; Metazoa; Mollusca; Bivalvia; Ostreida; Ostreidae. The transcript has 27 exons. Gene Ontology annotation, biological process: protein dephosphorylation. Gene Ontology annotation, cellular component: membrane. The record is from RefSeq and is a predicted model, not a curated record. Gene Ontology annotation, molecular function: protein tyrosine phosphatase activity. The coding region runs from base 21 to 3401 and encodes 1126 amino acids.